Messenger RNA from Pecten maximus, 4746 nucleotides. Its product is annotated as GATA zinc finger domain-containing protein 14-like. NCBI's taxonomy places the organism in Eukaryota, Metazoa, Mollusca, Bivalvia, Pectinida, Pectinidae. The record is from RefSeq and is a predicted model, not a curated record. The coding region runs from base 1 to 1914 and encodes 637 amino acids. The transcript has 7 exons.
AUGGCUGCUGCGACUCUAUCGUGCAAACAGUUUUCAAAACCGCUGAAAGUAAAUGCAAGACAGCUUAGCAGAGGGGGAUCUCGUAUCAAUAUUGGCAAACAAAUGAAUAGAUGGCUGGCCUUGAAAGCCGGCAUGCGCAUGUGGAAAAAUGAAGAAGUGGCUAAAAUGCUCCUGGACAGCUGGUCUUCAGUCAAUGGCAUCAUCCUGGAUGAUGGUUCAGAGCUGCCAGCAGAGGAGGAAUCAUCAGACACAGAAGUACAGAACGAUGAACCAGAAGUUUAUAAUGAGAUAGAUGAAUUACCUAUUGAUAAUGGAAACCUGCCUAUAUUGGAGAGAAGAUUGGAAGACUGGGAGAUUUCUGCCAGUCAGAAAACUCCAUGUCAAGAUGUUGUGCCUGAGGCAUCACAUGUAUCAACUCCAGUGGCAGAGAAGCCUGAUUUAAAGUCUCCAUGUCUUCUUGAACCAACACAGACUUUAAAACAAACUGAAAGUCAUCAACACAUACAAAUUUCACCACCGGUGAAAAACCAGGUACAUGACUGUAAUCAAAAAGGGAAAAUUCAGAUUGUGAAAACAACUCAAAAUAUAGAUCUUCAAGGUUUGCUGAAUGCAGUACCAAUUCCAGCAGGGGCCAUCAAACAUUUGGUGCUUUAUCCUCAAACAGGGGUACUAAUAGUGUUUUACAGCAUUCUUAGCUUAGGACAGGUGACACAAUCGGACAGCGACACUUCACCAAUUAUAAGAGAAAUCAUAAAACAGGAGCCUGUGUCAGAAGAGGAAAUUGAUGACAAUGUUGGGACUAGUAAGCAAGUUAACCUAGAGGCUGAGGUGAUCUCAAGUAGCCAUGGUAACCAAGAGAUUGUGAAACAGGAAGUCAACAGUAGCCAUGGUAACCAACAGACUGUGAAGCAGGAAGUCUACAAUAACCAUGGUAACCAACAGGACGUGAACCAGAUACUCAAUAGUAACCUUGGUAACCAACAGAAUGUGAACCAGAUACUCAGUUGUAACUAUGGUAACCAACAGGACGUGAAUCAGAUAAUCAAUAGUAACCAUGGUAACAAACAGGAUGUGAAUCGGAUACUCAGUGGUAACCGUGGUAACCAACAGGACGUGAAUCAGAUAAUCAAUAGUAACCAUGGUAACAAACAGGACGUGAAUCAGAUACUCAAUGGUAACCAUGGUAACCAACAGGAUGUGAAUCAGAUAAUCAAUAGUAACCAUGGUAACAAACAGGACGUGAAUCAGAUACUCAAUAGUAACCAUGGUAACAAACAGGAUGCAAUUCAGAUACUCAGAAGUGACAAUGAAACUGGAGAAGCGGGAGAUGAUAUAGUUUUGAAUAUGUAUUGUAGCAGUGACGACGAUGCCGAUGAUGAAAGUGAUGAAAGUGAUGAAAAAACUACCACACCAAAUAUGUCGGGAAAUGCACAUAAAGAAGUAAAUCAAGCCAAAAUAAAAUACCCAACAACAGAGGCAAAACAGGCUACAAGGAAACGUGGCACAAAUUUCUCUAGUGAUGCUGACGGUGCAGUCAUGUCCCCUUCUCGUCCUAAAAAAGUACACUUAGAAUCUGAUGACACUGUCAACUCUUACCGCAGUGAAAGACUUAGGAAGAGAGGGAAAAUAUCAUUUGUUGAACUUUUGAAAGGAAAUGUUGUUUUUAAGAAAAACAGGAAAGGAGAAAUUUAUGCUAAAGAGAGAGAAGGUUUUAGUGAAACUGAAUCCAGUGGAAAAACGGAGCCUUCCAAAGGUAGACUAGCUAGUGUCACUGAUGGUAGGAUGGUGUCGACAUCUGAUACAGAAACAUGUAGUGAGCAUGAUGACCAGGAAAACAAUAAUUAUGAUAUCGAUGGUGAACAUAGUGAAGAUGAGGUUCAAGUUGACAAUUCUGUCAUAUGUUUGGAUGAAUAAGCCGCCGCCUUUUGAUAGAGAAGAAGGAGAUAUUGUUACAGAGAAUCGUUAAUCUAGGGGGAUAUGAGGAUUACGAGAAAGCCACCCGCGUGCCUGGAACUGUUAAUCUGGGGGGAUAUGAGGAUUCAAGAAAACCACCCGCGUGCCUGGAACUAUUAAUCUGGGGGCCGGGGGAUAUGAGGACACAAGAAAACCACCCGCGUGCCUGGAACUGUUAAUCUAGGGGGAUAUGAGGACACAAGAAAACCACCCGCGUGCCUGGAACUGUUAAUCUGGGGGGAUAUGAGGAUUCAAGAAAACCACCCGCGUGCCUGGAACUGUUAAUCUGGGGGGAUAUGAGGAUUCAAGAAAACCACCCGCGUGCCUGGAACUGUUAAUCUGGGGGGAUAUGAGGAUUCAAGAAAACCACCCGCGUGCCUGGAACUGUUAAUCUGGGGGGAUAUGAGGAUUCAAGAAAACCACCCACGUGCCUGGAACUUUUAAUCUGGGGGGGAUAUGAGGAUUCGAGUAAACCACCCGCGUUCCUGGAUAUGUUGUGUCAUUUGUUGGAUCUUGUUGCUAUGGACAUAUGGAUAUAAAAACUCAUUUUGUAAGUAGCAUGAUGACCUUUGAAAUGUUAAACUGAUAUACAUACUAUCAUACUGACACUGAGGUCAAAGGAAAAGGUGACUGUUUAUAUAUACAAUAUAAUAGGUUCUGUAAGGCUAAUAUGAACACACAAAGACUUUUCCCAGUGCUUCUUCGAAACAGUGCUUGCUUGAAAUUUAACUUUCUUGUCGAGAUAUCAAAGAUCAAAGUCACUGCCAUUUACAGUAGCAAACACUUCCAAAACCACAUUAUGCCUUUAAAUUUACUGAAAGCAACAUAUGCUUCGACCGUACUAUGAUUGGAUGUCUUAAUUUGUUUGUGGAGUGGGGUAUCUGGGAAACAGAAGCUUGGUGGAUAUGUACAGUGACUGUGAAGAUGUACACAGACUUGGAGAAGGUGUUAGAGAUUUGGUAGAGAGGUACAGAGAUUUGAUUGAGAGGAAGAAAUGUUACAGAGGUUUGGUAGAGAUGUUAGAGAUUUGGUAGAGAGGUACAGAGAUUUGAUUGAGAGGAAGAAAUGUUACAGAGGUUUGGUAGAGAUGUUAGAGAUUUGGUAGAGAGGUACAGAGAUUUGAUUGAGAGGAAGAAAUGUUAGAGGUUUGGUAGAGAUGUUAGAGAUUUGGUAGAGAGGUACAGAGAUUUGAUUGAGAGGAAGAAAUGUUACAGAGAUUCGGUAGAGAGGUACAGAGAUUUGAUUGAGAGGAAGAAAUGUUACAGAGGUUUGGUAGAGAUGUUAGAGAUUUGGUAGAGAGGUACAGAGAUUUGAUUGAGAGGAAGAGAUGUUAGAGGUUUGGUAGAGAUGUUAGAGAUUCGGUAGAGAGGUACAGAGAUUUGAUUGAGAGGAAGAGAUGUUAGAGGUUUGGUAGAGAUGUUAGAGAUUCGGUAGAGAGGUACAGAGAUUUGAUUGAGAGGAAGAAAUGUUAGAGGUUUGGUAGAGAUGUUAGAGAUUCGGUAGAGAGGUACAGAGAUUUGAUUGAGAGGAAGAGAUGUUAGAGGUUUGGUAGAGAUGUUAGAGAUUUGGUAGAGAGGUACAGAGAUUUGAUUGAGAGGAAGAAAUGUUAGAGGUUUGGUAGAGAUGUUAGAGAUUCGGUAGAGAGGUACAGAGAUUUGAUUGAGAGGAAGAGAUGUUACAGAGGUUUGGUAGAGAUGUUAGAGAUUUGGUAGAGAGGUACAGAGAUUUGAUUGAGAGGAAGAGAUGUUACAGAGGUUUGGUAGAGAUGUUAGAGAUUUGGUAGAGAGGUACAGAGAUUUGAUUGAGAGGAAGAAAUGUUACAGAGGUUUGGUAGAGAUGUUAGAGAUUCGGUAGAGAGGUACAGAGAUUUGAUUGAGAGGAAGAAAUGUUAGAGGUUUGGUAGAGAUGUUAGAGAUUCGGUAGAGAGGUACAGAGAUUUGAUUGAGAGGAAGAAAUGUUACAGAGGUUUGGUAGAGAUGUUAGAGAUUUGGUAGAGAGGUACAGAGAUUUGAUUGAGAGGAAGAAAUGUUAGAGGUUUGGUAGAGAUGUUAGAGAUUCGGUAGAGAGGUACAGAGAUUUGAUUGAGAGGAAGAGAUGUUACAGAGGUUUGGUAGAGAUGUUAGAGAUUUGGUAGAGAGGUACAGAGAUUUGAUUGAGAGGAAGAAAUGUUAGAGGUUUGGUAGAGAUGUUAGAGAUUUGGUAGAGAGGUACAGAGAUUUGAUUGAGAGGAAGAAAUGUUAGAGGUUUGGUAGAGAUGUUAGAGAUUUGGUAGAGAGGUACAGAGAUUUGAUUGAGAGGAAGAAAUGUUAGAGGUUUGGUAGAGAUGUUAGAGAUUUGGUAGAGAGGUACAGAGAUUUGAUUGAGAGGAAGAAAUGUUAGAGGUUUGGUAGAGAUGUUAGAGAUUUGGUAGAGAGGUACAGAGAUUUGAUUGAGAGGAAGAAAUGUUACAGAGGUUUGGUAGAGAUGUUAGAGAUUUGGUAGAGAACUAGAAAUUUUGUGUAGAGCUAGAUUGCACCAGGAGCUAUAUGAAUUGUUGAGCAAUAUUUUACAAGUAUAAGAGAGGUAUGCAGGUGCAGCCAUGAGAAAAAAGGUUAUCAGUAGUAAGGGAUGCAUAAAGGCAUUUUGAUAUUUACUGAAAGGUAUGAAUGAAAUUUUGUAAGGGUAUUUUCAUAAAAUUGAGAAUGAAAUAUUAGUGAUGUAAACAUAUUUGAGUGACAGAAAUGAUGUACAUUUUCAAAGAAUCUUAUGAUUAAAGAAACUACUGUAUAUUUGAAAUCAAAAGAUGUGACUAUU